GUCUGGAGUCCCUGACCCUGGAGGUGGACAGGGGCGGGGCGACGCUCUGUCCCCGCCCCGGGGCGGAGCCGAGGUCCGACUGCGGUGGGUUAGACUCCGGGAAAUUGGCCUGCAGCUCCCUACCCGACUCACGCCUCUCCCCUCCCCUUGCGGGGAGACCCGAACCCCUCCCUCUGCCCACCGCCAGCAAGAACGAGUCUCCAGGGUGCUCUGGUCCUCGGCUCCGCGCAGGUGCAGGUGCAGGUGCCGCCCCCCACCUCUCUCCACCCAGGCGCAUCCGGCCGGGCGGCCAUGGCGCGAGGAGACAUCCCGCGGGACAGGCAAGUUGGGGGCUGAGUGGGGUUCGAACGGAAAUCUGGGCGGCCGUAGGCAGCGCAGACCUGCUUCCUCUGGGCGCUCUAAGGCUCAAAGCAGACCGGAUGGAACUACAGUUCCCAUCAGCCGCCAUCCUCCUCUGCCUGGGCCGGGUGAUGGGCGCUGUAGUCUACUCUCCAGAGGGGGUGGAAAGGGUAGCCGAGGAGGUGCGUCCUCGGGGUGACCUUCCGACUGAUUCCCACAGCUACCACCUGGUCGGGAUCAGCUUCUUUAUCCUUGGGCUGGGCACUCUCCUUCCCUGGAACUUCUUCAUCACGGCCAUCCCGUACUUCCAAGGGCGGCUGGCAGGGGCCAACAGCACUGCUUGGACCUUGGGCACCAACCACACCAGCCCUGCAGACACCUUCAACUUCAACAACUGGGUGACGCUGCUGUCCCAGCUGCCCCUGCUGCUCUUCACACUCCUCAACUCCUUCCUGUACCAGUGCAUUCCUGAGACGGUGCGGAUUCUGGGCAGCCUGCUGGUCAUCCUGCUGCUCUUUGCCCUGACAGCAGCGUUGGUCAAGGUGGACAUGAGACCUGGACCCUUCUUCUCCAUCACCAUGGCCUCUGUCUGGUUCAUCAACUCCUUCUGUGCAGUUCUGCAGGGCAGCCUCUUCGGGCAGCUGGGCACCAUGCCUUCCACCUACAGCACCCUCUUCCUCAGUGGCCAGGGCCUAGCUGGGAUCUUCGCUGCUCUUGCCAUGCUCCUGUCCAUGGCCAGUGGCGUGGAUGCCCAGACCUCUGCCCUGGUGUACUUCAUCACACCCUGUGUGGGCAUCUUCGUGUCCAUCAUGUGUUACCUGAGUCUGCCCUACAUGGAGCUCGCCCGCUACUACCUGGCCAAGAAACCAUCGUUGGCACAAGGUCAGGAGCUGGAGACCAAAGCUGAGCUCCUCCAGUCUGAUGAGAAGAACGGGAUUCCCAACAGCCCUCAGAAGGCAGCCCUGACUCUGGGUCUUGACCCUGAGAAGGAGCUGGAGGUGGAGACAGAGGAAGCCCAGCAGCCAGGGAAACCUUCCGUUUUCACUGUCUUCCGAAAGAUCUGGCUGACGGCGCUGUGCCUUGUGUUGGUCUUCACAGUCACCCUGUCUGUCUUCCCCGCCAUCACAGCCAUGGUGACCAGCUCCACCAGUCCUGGAAAGUGGAGUCAGUUCUUCAACCCGAUCUGCUGCUUUCUUCUCUUCAACAUCAUGGACUGGCUGGGACGGAGCCUGACUUCUUACUUCCUGUGGCCGGACCAGGACAGCCGGCUGCUGCCCCUGCUAGUCUGCCUGCGCGUCCUGUUCAUCCCGCUCUUCAUGCUGUGCCAUGUGCCCGAGAAGUCCCGGCUGCCCAUCCUCUUCCCACAGGAUGCCUACUUCAUCACCUUCAUGCUGCUCUUUGCCAUUUCCAACGGUUACCUGGUGUCCCUCACCAUGUGCCUGGCACCCAGGCAGGUACUGCCACACGAGAGGGAGGUGGCCGGCGCCCUCAUGACCUUCUUCCUGGCCCUGGGGCUGUCCUGUGGAGCAUCCCUCUCCUUCCUCUUCAAGGCGCUGCUCUGAAGGCUCCAUGUAGGGUUCUCCCAGCAGCUCUCUUCUCGCUGUGCCUCGGAGCUGAGACCCAGCGCAGAGGAAUGGGGAGCCGGGCUCAAGCCUCUGCUGGGCUGCGGCUCCUUGGUCUGGAGGUACCAGGAGGAGGCAGAUGCUGUCUCCUCCCCAGGCUGGCAGCCACUUGGGGGCUGCGAGGAAGAAUUCUCCACCAAUCAUUCCAACC
Messenger RNA from Molossus molossus (Pallas's mastiff bat), 2112 nucleotides. RefSeq names its product solute carrier family 29 member 2 (gene SLC29A2). Gene Ontology annotation, molecular function: nucleoside transmembrane transporter activity. The record is from RefSeq and is a predicted model, not a curated record. NCBI's taxonomy places the organism in Eukaryota, Metazoa, Chordata, Mammalia, Chiroptera, Molossidae. The transcript has 11 exons. Gene Ontology annotation, biological process: guanine transport; nucleoside transmembrane transport; thymine transport. The coding region runs from base 420 to 1901 and encodes 493 amino acids. Gene Ontology annotation, cellular component: plasma membrane; basolateral plasma membrane.